This is a messenger RNA of Cygnus olor (mute swan), 4123 nucleotides long. RefSeq names its product Wnt family member 9A (gene WNT9A). Gene Ontology annotation, biological process: canonical Wnt signaling pathway; multicellular organism development; cell fate commitment. The coding region runs from base 52 to 1143 and encodes 363 amino acids. Gene Ontology annotation, cellular component: extracellular region. The record is from RefSeq and is a predicted model, not a curated record. NCBI's taxonomy places the organism in Eukaryota, Metazoa, Chordata, Aves, Anseriformes, Anatidae. Gene Ontology annotation, molecular function: frizzled binding; cytokine activity. The transcript is spliced from 4 exons.
GCAGCGGGCGCGGCGGGGGAACGAGAUGAGCAGCGCCGGCGCCGCUGCAAGAUGCUGGAUGGACACGUCCUGCUGGGAUGGCUCUCCUCCUGCGCGCUCCUAGGGCUGCUCGCCUGCGCCCCGCGGCCCUCCGCCGCCUACUUCGGGCUGACGGGGAACGAACCCCUGACCAUCCUCCCUCUGACCUCAGAAAUGGAGGAAGCUGCCGUCAAAGCCCACUACAAAGUCUGUGACCGCCUGAAGCUGGAGAAGAAGCAGCGCAGGAUGUGCCGGCGGGACCCCGGCGUGGCUGAGACCCUGAUGGAGGCCAUCAGCAUGAGCGCGCUCGAGUGCCAGUACCAGUUCCGCUUCGAGCGGUGGAACUGCACCCUUGAAGGCAGAUACCGGGCCAGCUUGCUAAAGAGAGGCUUUAAGGAGACGGCCUUCCUGUACGCCAUUUCCUCAGCGGGGCUGACGCAUGCCAUGGCUAAAGCGUGCAGCGCAGGUCGGAUGGAGCGCUGCACUUGUGAUGAGGCCCCCGACUUGGAGAACCGUGAGGCCUGGCAGUGGGGUGGCUGCGGUGACAACCUGAAAUACAGCAACAAGUUUGUCAAGGAAUUCCUGGGGAGGAAGCCCAACAAGGACCUGCGAGCCAGGGUGGACUUCCACAACAACCUCGUGGGCAUGAAGGUCAUCAAAGCUGGAGUGGAGACAACCUGUAAGUGCCAUGGUGUAUCUGGAUCCUGCACUGUUCGAACAUGCUGGAGGCAGCUUUCUCCAUUCCAUGAAAUAGGGAAGCAGCUGAAGCAGAAGUAUGAGACAUCGCUCAAAGUGGGCAGCACUACCAAUGAGGCCACGGGUGAAGGAGACAUUUCCCCGCCCAAGAAAUCCAUCCCUGGUCACAGUGAUCAAAUCCCAAGGACUACGGACCUUGUCUACAUUGAUGAUUCCCCGAGCUUCUGUCUGAUGAGCAGAUACUCGCCUGGGACUUCGGGAAGGAAAUGUUACAAAGACAAGAACUGCGACAGCAUCUGCUGUGGGCGAGGGCACAACACGCAGAGCCGGGUGGUCACCCGCCCGUGCCAGUGCCAGGUCCGUUGGUGCUGCUAUGUGGAAUGCAAGCAGUGCACCCAGAGAGAAGAGGUUUACACCUGCAAAGACUGAUGCGUCUUCUGCCUGAUGGCAACCCUCAGUGACGGGCGAUCAUGAUCUAUGAGAACUACAUAUGGAGACAAACAGGGUUUGAUUGACCUUCUGGGAUCUGAAAGCUAUGUUGAGACAUAAGCACUUUGUAGGGUACAGGUGACCCAGCUGUGUUGCUGUUUUGUUUGUUUUGUUUUGUUUUCCUGUAGACUGAAUUUUAAUGAGGUCCAACCAUGUGGAAAUAAGUGCCUGUCACACUGGGGUUAGACACCAGUUGACCUUCAGCUUAGUCGUCCACGCAGUUUGACUGAUCAUUUAUCCUUGGAACAUCUUGAUCGUUUCACCAAUCCUCCAUGAACUUCUGGGCUAAUAUAUUCUCUGGAAUAAAUAACCUAUAUUACUUUAUUCCUGAAGCUUACCCAACAGCGUAGAGAGCUGAACAGAUAAGAAAGAAAGAUCUUUCUGCUUUUAACACAGUGGUACGGGAAGUGUUCAUUUUUUCCCUUCUGAAACUGGAGAGAGGUGUGGGGUAAGCAGGAACAGCCCUGAUUGUUCCUCUAGUGGAAUUUCUGCAUAUCCAGCAAACAAGGCUCUCACAAAGAGACUCACUUGGAGGGUAAGCUUUUUAAUGACAGCUCCGUAUCCACAUGCUUUGAUCACCAAAUACAGCUCCAAAAAUGUCGGGUCCACCAUGUUGCGGAUGACAAUGUGUCCAAGAAAGAGGUUGGGAAGACAGCAGAAAACCAGAUGUGCCUGUCCCUUUCAGUCGUGUUAUUUUUUCAUACAAUUACUUCAAAUGCAGUUCCUUUAGCACUAUCACUGUCUUAAAUUUUAUUUAAAAACAAACAAACCACUAGAUACUUUUGUUUUAUUUUCACUUUUGUGGAAGACAUUUUUCUGUCCUCUUCCCACCUCUUGUUGAUUGAUUUCACCCUGUGGAAACUGCUUCAGAAAUCUAAACUGGAACUUUUUUGUUUUAUGUCGGCUGAAUUUGGACAUGUGUUUUUGAGGAGGACAAGAGAAAUUCCAGUGCAUCUUGGAAGGCAGUGAUGUCUUGCAUUGUAUAGCAGCCAUUUUGGACUGGAUCGGAACUUUGGAGGAUUCAACUUUUCUUUACUUAGGUCAUCAUUCCAUUUACCCUAAACCAUGGCAGUGGUACAUGACACAAGCUGUAUGUAGUGAACCCAAUGACCUUAAGAUUUUUUUAACCACUAGAUUGAGAACUGUAUUUUAAAAAUACAACUGCUAAAUGGUAACCAACUAUUGGAUUCGGAACAGCUAACUGACGCAGAGACAAACCAUCAAGUGGCCAGAGAAGCCAGAAAUCAACUGCAGUGGUAGAUAUAGCUCUGAUGCUGUGAAAUAGAUGAUGAUCUUCAGCAUUUCUUUUCCCUUUGAAGAGGAUACUUACAAUCCAGGACUUGAUGCGGCAAUAAUCCUUUAUCAUAUAAAAGUGCUUCUGGGACUGGAAGCAGCCAGUGAAUGCCUCAACGAAGCUUUCUAAGGAAACACUGGAGAGUGGAGGGCAUUGUAUUUUAUUUUUGAUAGCAGUUUUUGAUUGUCCAGUAGUAGCAAUUUCCACCAAUUUUCUAUAAACGAUUGAUCUGGUUCUCAAUGGAGGAAAGCUGGCUGGAGUUUUUCAAGUAGUGGUAGAUGUUGGCCAAGCAAAAAGAGGAGAGCAGUUUUCCAAAAUGGACUAUUAUUUUCCUUUUUUUUAACUUUACUUUUUUCUUUCCCCAAAUAGUAGCCACUAAUAUUUAAGCUGUUUAUGUGCAUCUACUGGGAGGAGAAAAUAUAUUUUUUUUUCUUGGUAACAAAUAACUGCAGCCCAGCCUGGCUUGUUGGCAUCAAAUCUGGAGGUAGAGUACUGGGGAUGGACUUUUACGAUGUUACUUUUAGUAGUGCUAUGGUCCUGGAAAGUAAAGCAUACUGGCUCUUUUUUUGAUGUUUGUUUAUUUGCUGUACAAUUCUGGAGAUUGGGGUAGUGCUGUAGAAGGAGUAAUCCACAGACAGUAUUUGUCCCUUUCCACCAUGGCAGAAGCACAGUGGAGCGUCCGACGCAGAGGGUUUGCAGGAAGCUCUCGCGGCUUCUGGGAGAUGCGCCGCUUUGAAAGUCACCCACAAGCAGUUUAUCUAAUGGUUUAAAAAAUAAACUGACUAGAAACCUAUUAUUCAGUGUGUGCAUGUGUGUAUAUAUAUACACACGCAGACACGUAAAUAUAUAUAUAUAUAAAUAUUGAACAAACAUUUAUUUAUUGUAAAGCCCUUCAGAAGGACCUUCUUAUGGUUUCAAUGUGGUAUUAUGUUAAAUUCUUUCUCCCUCUCUUUCUUUCACACAUGUGCAAGCUCACUGUUACAUUUGUGUGUGUGUGUGCUAGAAUAGCUCUUCCCCUCCAAAGUAAGGCUGGAUCCAAAUGUGCUCAAAACAUGAGGAUUUUUGGGUCUGAAUUACUAUUUCUGGCCCCAUUCUUUUUUAAAAUGUGUUCUUAAUUAAAGAAUGGGCUGCAAUUUAUGUGCAUUAUUAUUAUUAUUAAUUAUUAUUAUUGUUAUAUUUAAACCAUGGGCCUCAUUUUCUUUCUUUUCACUGGUGUCUCUGUCUCCGUUGACCUUGCUGGAGUAACUCCACAUUGCACUGGUGUGAGAGGAGAAUGAGUCCCUAGAUGCAGAAGAGAGGGCAGUGCUGGCAUGGAUAUCGUUGCAGAGAAAAUGCCUGUGUCGGAUGGGAUAGGAUAGCUUGGUGAGUUUGCAGAGAGAGAGGGGUGGGCAAUGAGGCAGACUGUUAAGGCUAGACUAGAAGAAAGAGGCAAAGAGUGAAUGAACUACUGAGUGAAAGAGCUCUUCUGUGUAUUAUAACUCACGCACUGAAGCCUGGAUGCUUUCUGUAAGUAUUUAAAAAAAAAAAAAAGAAAAAGAAAAAACACAAAAAACAAAUUGUAUUUAUGUUAAUGUGGAUAUAUUACUUGCCUGUUAUAUAUUGUAAAUAGCAAGGUUUAUUCUCCUG